This is a messenger RNA of Cordyceps fumosorosea ARSEF 2679, 990 nucleotides long. Its product is annotated as thiamin pyrophosphokinase-related protein. Lineage: Eukaryota; Fungi; Ascomycota; Sordariomycetes; Hypocreales; Cordycipitaceae. The transcript has 2 exons. The record is from RefSeq and is a predicted model, not a curated record. Gene Ontology annotation, molecular function: 8-oxo-dGDP phosphatase activity. The coding region runs from base 1 to 990 and encodes 329 amino acids.
AUGAAGUCGAACCUGGAUCUUGUGAAUGAUACUGAUGGCUUCCCCUAUGGCGAUGGCCCCAUCACCGUCGACGGGCAGGGCCUCUUCACGCUGCUCUGGCGCGACGCCGGCGGCGACUACCCGAUUGGCUACGUGCUGGACCGCGUGGUCGACGAGUUCGCCAAGCUGCCCGCCUCGCUGACCGGAAACAUGCAGGUGGACCGGUCGGUGCGGACGCUGCGGAUGUUCCACGACCUCGCGGACGAGCCGUCGCGCACCGCCGCCGUCGCAGCGCUGACGGCGCACCUGCGCGCGGCCGACACCUUCCCGCUGCUCCGGGGCUGGCGGGACGAGGCCUGGCCGGUGCACGGGCGGCGCGGGGGCGAGCUACUGUUCAGCAUGGAGCGGGCGGCCGUCGGGCUGUUCGGGGCGGUGCGCUAUGGGGUGCACCUGACCGCGUAUGUGGCGGCCGGCGACGACGCGGGCCUGCGGGUGUGGGUGCCGCGGCGCGCGGCGACCAAGUCGACGUUUCCGGGGAUGCUGGACAACACGGUCGCGGGCGGGCUGACGACGGGCGAGGACCCGUUCGAGUGCGCGGUGCGCGAGGCGGACGAGGAGGCGAGCCUGCCGGAGGCGGUGGUGCGCGGAGGCGCGAGGCUGGUCGGCGUCCUCACGUACGUGUACGUCACCGACGGGCCCAACAACGGCGAGGCCGGCUUCGUCUACCCCGAGGUCGAGUGGGCGUACGACUUGCAGCUACCCCCGGACGUGGUCCCGCGGCCCAAGGACGGCGAGGUGGACGAGUUUUACCUGUGUGACGUGCCGACGAUCAAGCGCGACCUGGCGGCGGGCAAGUACAAGACGAAUUGCGCGGUGGUGAUGCUCGACUUCUUCAUCCGCCACGGUUUGUUGACGGCGGAGGAGGAGCCGCAGCUGGCGGAGAUUCAGCGGAGGAUGCGCAGGGAGCUGCCGUUCCCGGGGCCGCACUGGAGCAACUGGAGCUGUGCAUGA